AGCGCUUUUCAUAGUUGACAGGUCGCGAUGGUCGGUAGUUUGAGCUGUCGGUAGCAUCAACCAAAGUUGGCUGAGGGUGGCCCGCAUCGCAGCGCAACAGUGAUUUAAACGGUCAGUGUGAGACGAACCAAAGUGAAACACGAUUCGAUCUGUUCAGAAUUCGAUAUCUAAAAGCUAUGAGAAAAAUUAGAACCAAAUCAACGGUGAACAAAGUGAAAGUUUAUUUCAAUAAAAAGUCUAUGUGGACGUUAAUUUCUAUAUGAAUUGAUGUGAGUUCGGAUGAAACGUGAUAGUUUUGUGAUGGACAUGGAAAUCAACUAGGCAUGAUGUCUCCCAUUAGUUGAAUGUCAGCCCAACAUCAUCACCAAAUCAACAAGAUUAAUCAAUCAAUCAAUCAAUCGAUCGAUCCAAGCACAGUCACAUCACAGCACUUAACAAAUCACGAUGAAGUUGGAUCGGUUCUCGAUAAUUCGCCUCAGCAAUCGCAUUCUGGGAAACCGCAGGAACAAUAACCAGCACACGGCAACUUUCUCCAUCAGCGGCAAUGACAAUGGGGCGGCGGUGGACAUCGACGACCGCACUGUCUCUUCGACAGAUUCCGAGUUCAGUGGCUACCAUCUGACCAGGGAACCUUUACCACGCUUGGAAUACUAUCGCACUUCGAAACGAUGCCUUAAACGUCCCUCCAUUGGCGAGCUGCAUGGGGAUCUCGAUAGGAAUCCGGAAGUUACAGAAGAAGACGAUAAACCGGAUGCUCACGGGCAUGGCAUCAAGCUAGGCUGGAUCGAAGGGGUGCUAAUACCAUGCCUGCUCAACAUCUGGGGUGUGAUGCUGUUCCUGCGGCUCAGUUGGGUGGUGUCGCAGGCUGGCAUCAUUCACACGUUGAUCAUUAUCGGUAUCUCCUACUUAGUAUGCGUAAUCACCGCCCUAUCGCUGUCGGCUAUCUGUACUAACGGUCAGGUGAAAGGAGGCGGGAUCUACUAUCUGAUAUCGCGAUCAUUGGGACCAGAGUUCGGAGCAUCCGUUGGUAUUGUGUUUGCGUUUGCAAACUCUGUUGCUGCUUCACUGAACACAAUCGGUUUUUGUAACUCCUUAAAUGAUCUGUUAAAAUCGUUCGGAACUAAAAUCGUAGAUGGUGGAGUUAAUGAUGUUCGGAUUGUGGCAACAGUGGCGAUCAUUGUUAUGGUUGUAAUAUGCGCAGUUGGAAUGGAAUGGGAGGCGAAGGCACAAAAUUUCCUGAUAGUCACAAUUGUAAUCGCAAUUUUCAACUUUUUGAUUGGCGUCAUGGUGGGACCAAGAACGGAAGAAGAAAUAGCACACGGUUUCACGGGAUUUUCAACACAAGUUUUCACCGAAAAUCUGAAACCAGAUUAUCGCUACAGCGAAAACCUGCAGCAAAACUUCUUCACAGUAUUCGGAAUAUUUUUCCCUAGUGUAACAGGUGUACAAGCCGGAGCAAAUAUUUGUGGAGAUCUGAAGGAUCCUGCUUCUGCAAUCCCUAAAGGGACUUUGCUAGCGCUGCUAAUCUCAGCUAUAUCGUAUAUAUUUUUUACGUUCUUCGCUGGAGCUGCCGCAUUUCGAGAUGCUUCUGGAAAUAUUACUGACCUGGUUAAUGGCACAUUCGUUUCUUGCACCGCCGAAAGUAACUGUCACUACGGUCUACACAACGACUACACGGCGAUGCAGUUGAUGUCACUUUCCAGUGCCAUUAUUUACGCCGGAUGCUUCGCAGCGACCCUCAGUACGGCUUUGACAAAUCUUCUUUCGGUUCCCCGGAUUAUUCAAGCACUCGGUAUCGAUCGUAUCUAUCCUGGACUCAUAUUCUUUUCCAAAGGCUAUGGAAAACACGGAGAACCUUAUCGCGGUUACGUUCUAGUAUUUCUAGUAUCUGUACUGUUCGUUUUGAUUGCAGAUAUCAAUGCUAUUGCUCCCAUGAUAUCCAUCUUCUAUCUAGCCUCAUAUGCUCUGAUCAAUUUCUGCUCCUUCCACGCUGCCACCGUGAAGCCGCUGGGAUGGCGACCAACCUUCCGAUUCUACCAUCCCUGGCUUAGCUUGAUCGGUUCGAUACUGUGUGUCGGCAUCAUGUUCCAGUUGGAUUACAAGUAUACGAUUGUUACGGUAGUAAUAAUCUUCAUUCUCUAUCUGGUAGUUGUCUACCGGAAACCGGAUGUCAAUUGGGGUUCCAGUACCCAAGAACAAACCUAUAAGAGUGCACUUUCAUCCACAUUGAAGUUACAAAACAUCGGAGAUCAUGUCAAAAACUACCAUCCAUCGGUACUUGUCCUGACGGGUAAUCCCAUGAAUCGACCUCCUCUACUGGAUCUCGCAAAUCUCAUUACGAAAAACCACUCCCUCAUGAUAGUGGGAGAUAUCAUUAAGGAACGGCUCUCACAUCGGAAACGUCAGGAACAAAAUUCAAAGUACACCAAGUUUCUGGAAAUUCGUAAAAUUCGCGGUUUCUACCAACCCAUAGACGGACUGUCCUUCGAAGAAGGUGUUCAUGCGUUGAUUCAAACAUCCGGAGUUGGAAAACUUUCACCUAAUAUCGUUUUAAUGGGAUACAAAUCGAAUUGGAUGACAUGUCCGGUGAAAGACCUGUUAACGUAUUACAAUGUUUUACAUGAUUCUUUCGACUGUCGUAUGGCAAUUUCAAUUUUACGGCUUCCAGAUGGGUUAGAUUUUUCUCACUUGACAGCCGAGAUCGUCUCUACACCGGAUGGUUUACCUGACAGUAACGGAAGCAACGCCAACCUACAAGCAAUAUCUACCAUAGUAGCUGAUGGACUUAAACCGCCGUUGAAAUUGAUGCACGUUGAUUCCAACCUGAAUCUCGAUUCGAUGGCAAGUAGCAACAAUGCAACAUUGACUACUCCUCAACCACCACCUUUGCCAAAUCACCAAAGAGCUACCAGAGAUAGCAUAGUCUAUUCCACGCGUGGUGGGUCGUUCGUUUCCAAGGAAGUCCUCGAUCGACUAAGUGUUUUCCAACGCAAGCAGUCCAAAGGAACCAUAGAUGUUUGGUGGCUCUAUGACGAUGGUGGACUAACGAUACUAGUACCGUACAUUAUCUCAAUGCGAUCUAAAUGGGCUCAGUGCAAGAUACGUGUGUUUGCUCUCACCAAUCGUCAGAUGGAACUCGAAGAAGAAGAAAAAAACAUGGCAAAUCUCCUCAAAAAGCUACGAAUCAAUUAUUCCUCGCUCAUCAUGCUACAGGGUGUUACGAAUCAUCCGCGACAAGACACUGUCGACAUGCAUCAGCAAAUGUUGCAGAACUUCAAGGAUAACGAUGGCACUCAAAUACCGAUCAGUGAAACAGAGAAGUUAGCACUGCAUGAAAAAACAAACCGACAGUUGCGGUUACGGGAAAUGCUGCUCGAAUAUUCUAGUGAGGCAAACUUGGUUGUCAUGUCUAUGCCUAUGCCCCGAUUGGGUACGGUAUCGGCACCACUCUACAUGUCCUGGCUAGAAAUGCUGACGAAGGAUAUGCCUCCGUUUUUGUUAGUUAGGGGAAACCAAACUUCUGUACUUACCUUUUAUUCCUGAGUUGAGUAAAGCAAGGAUCAAUUAUUUGAUAAUUAUUUGUAUAGUGAACAGUAUUACUAUUGGUAAACAAUAAAAUAAACUAAUUAUAAUGCUGA
Messenger RNA from Malaya genurostris, 3638 nucleotides. RefSeq names its product bumetanide-sensitive sodium-(potassium)-chloride cotransporter (gene NKCC). The coding region runs from base 445 to 3543 and encodes 1032 amino acids. Gene Ontology annotation, molecular function: sodium:potassium:chloride symporter activity. The transcript has 10 exons. Gene Ontology annotation, biological process: sodium ion transmembrane transport; potassium ion import across plasma membrane; sodium ion homeostasis. NCBI's taxonomy places the organism in Eukaryota, Metazoa, Arthropoda, Insecta, Diptera, Culicidae. The record is from RefSeq and is a predicted model, not a curated record. Gene Ontology annotation, cellular component: membrane.